Messenger RNA from Mycena indigotica, 1482 nucleotides. RefSeq lists its product as uncharacterized. The coding region runs from base 1 to 1482 and encodes 493 amino acids. The record is from RefSeq and is a predicted model, not a curated record. Gene Ontology annotation, molecular function: protein binding. The transcript has a single exon. Lineage: Eukaryota; Fungi; Basidiomycota; Agaricomycetes; Agaricales; Mycenaceae.
AUGCUUAACGCGCGCUACCAGGGUGCCGUUGAAGCGGCUGCGUUUCUUCAGGGACUGCGUCGGCUUACCCUCGACCUCCUUGAUCCUCCGACCAAGUCUCGGCUUAGAGAAGAGGCAGAGCACCUCAAGCAAGCGAUUGGCGAGCUGAAGACAAAGCUCGAAAGCCUUGAAGAUCGUCUAAACGCGGUCCAGUAUGAUUUGUCCAGCCUCGUUUACCCCGUCAACACUCUGCCCAACGAGAUUCUAUGCCACAUUUUCGCCGCGGCCGUGUCGGCCUCGCCUCCGAGUCGCGCUGAAAUCAAUCGCACGCGCUUGCGGAUUACCGCCGUUUGUCAGCAUUGGCGCAGCGUCGCCAUUGCAGACCCGCACUUGUGGACACAGACAUACUACUUGGUCCAUCACACACGCGCCGAUGACCUGCUAUUCGAGCACUUCCUGUCACGUACACUCGGCCUACCAAUCAAAUACACUGUGACUUUAACCGACCUCUGGCCCGGGGAAUUGGCACCCGCUGACGCAUUUGAUUCCGUUGAUCAGUGGGAGGAAGCCUCGCUGACAAGCGAGGGUUGGCCAGGUGCUCUAUUGGAUGAAAGAAUUGACUGCCCUCACCUGACAAAACUUACUAUGAAUGUAGAGUUUACAGAGUCGGAGAUUGAGUCCACCGACUUGUUGAUGAACCUUCCCCGUCUGCGCGAGCUGUCUAUCGGUGCUUUACCUGGCUUGCUCUCUCGCCUGUCGUUUCCUACACAUCAAUUGAGGAAAUUGACCCUGCUUCAAGCUCAGGCUCCGACCGAGGAUUCAGAUACUAUUCUCCGCCUGCUAACGCAACUGGAGGGAUUGGAAGAACUCUCGAUGGACAUACUAUUCGAUGAUGAUUUCGUGGACGACGAGGACUGGGGCUCGAAGCCGCCCAUACGAUUGCCCCGCUUGUCGAUAUUGUCGCUGGGCGUGGCCUGGGAUUUCAUCUUGCAAUUUCUUGACUUGCCUGCACUGACAACACUGCAUCUCUCUCCCUGCUAUGAAGGGGAUUCACAGCUCUUGGAACCCUGCGUUAUCCGAUCAUCUGCGAACAUAACCUCUCUGUCCUUAGCGCCGGAGCCAAUGAGCUAUGGCGCUUACCGCACCUCCCUGUCUCCUGUUCUCAAUUCAGUCAAACACCUGACUGUAAAGCUGUUCCACAUGGAUCCUGAUGAGGCAAUGCGAUGUUCGGCAGACCUCGCGCGCCUCGAUUACCUCCCCAACCUCGAGUCGAUCACGUUGGUUGCUGACGUUGACAAUCCGCGCGGCGGCGGCGGCAAUGUCCAGCCGUUCCUCGAGGGAAUUGCCAUGAGGAUCGCAAACACGCUGUUUAGCGGUGUCUCGCACAAGAUGAAGCUCACUCGUCUUGUUCUCGACUCCACCAAGCCCGACAUGAUCGCGGCCGAGGACAUGCGUGACCUGGUAUACUUGCAAAAGAGCUUGAGGUCGAUGCAAGCGAAGUAG